This is a messenger RNA of Bombyx mori (domestic silkworm), 3651 nucleotides long. It is a transcript of the gene Start1, whose product is annotated as carotenoid-binding protein. Lineage: Eukaryota; Metazoa; Arthropoda; Insecta; Lepidoptera; Bombycidae. The record is from RefSeq and is marked validated. Gene Ontology annotation, cellular component: late endosome membrane; endoplasmic reticulum-endosome membrane contact site; lysosomal membrane. Gene Ontology annotation, molecular function: lipid binding.
ACCUUACUGUGCUAAUUUGAUAACAAUACAAUUGUUUGAUAACAUAAAAUUAAUUGAAACAAUCUCACAACGAGAUGUAUAAUUAUUAGUAACGUGCCAUUAACUGCAUUUCAAUUUAUACCCAUCGAAUUAUGCAUUUUAUGACAAGUUAAUAAGUUUAUUUGCAUUUGGACCAAAGAGUUGGUAAUUGAGUGCAAUGUCUCAUCCUCACAUACGAGAAGCAGCUGAAUCUCUCUUAAACAGCGUCACGUCCCCGCCUUAUAGAAUGAUGAAUCAUUCACAGUCCGUGAAUCUGAUGACCGAGGACCUAGUGGCGGGACACAGGCCCGCCGGGAAGAUGUCCUCGGUCAGAAGGUUCUUCUGUCUCUUCGUGACCUUCGAUUUAAUGUUCACAAGCCUCAUGUGGCUGAUUUGUGUUAUGGUUCGUAACGAGACGUUAGACCAAAUAUUGCAAAGAGAAAUUAUUAGUUAUAAUAUAAAACUAUCGUUAUUCGACAUAGUGGUGUUAGCUGUGAUAAGAUUUACAAUAUUAUUGUUGUUCUACGCUUUAUUAUAUAUCAACAAUUGGAGUGUGAUAGCUCUCUCGACAAGCGGCACUUGCGCCUUUUUAAUAGCGAAAGUGUUCGUAUUCGUUUGGUCCGAUGCGUCACAGCCCGUGUAUCAAGUGUUCCUUAUACUGACUUCGUUUACCUUGUCAUGGGGAGAGGCCUGGUUCUUGGACUUCAGGGUCUUACCGCAGGAGCUACACUGCAAGGAGAUACUAGAUUCCUUAGCUCAGCACAGCGUCUCCGAGCGCACGCCGCUACUGGACCCUCAGCCCGGUGUGAAUUCGACGUACGCAGAGUCCACGGUUAAAUGGUUCUCCCCGGUCGACACGCCGGAGUCGAGUCCACGGCCGCGCAGGUUCGGGGAGCAAGUCAUAUUGACGCAGGAGCAGAUCGAUGAGUACAAGAGUCAGGCUAACGAGAGCAUGGCGAACGCUUGGCGCAUCAUCACGCUGCCAAACUGGACGGUGGAGAAGCGAGGGUCCGUCAGGGGAGACGUCGUGGAGUCCAGGAAAGUUGAAGGCUACGGCAAGGUCUAUAGAUUUACGGGCGUCGUCAACUGUCCCGCCAGGUUUCUAUACGAGGAGUUCAAGAACAACCUGACGAAGUUGCCCGAAUGGAAUCCGACGAUAUUGAAAUGCGAAAUAAUUAAGGAAAUCGGCGAUGGCGUGGACCUGUCGUACCAGGUGACGGCUGGCGGGGGACGAGGCAUAAUAACCCCUCGCGACUUCGUGAUCCUGCGCCGGAUCGCGCUACUCUCCCGGGAGGGACGCGUCGUCGACGACAAUCCCCACGGAUACAUCAGUAGCGGAGUCAGCGUUCAAGUUCCCGGGUACCCGCCCCUCAAGGAGAUGGUUAGGGGACACAAUAAAGUUGGUUGCUGGUACCUACAGCCUCGGACUGUACAAACUGCUGGAGGAAAAAUCGAGGACCAGACCCUGUUCCAAUGGUUGAUGUGUUGUGAUCUCAAAGGUAAAAUACCUCAAUUCGUGUUGGACGUCGCUUUCGCCACUGUGAUGCUGGACUACAUCGUGCACGUCAGGAAGUUCGUGGCCGAAGCGAAGGCCAGAGCCGAAUUCUGACCUUGAAACGUCCAAAAGCUGCAUCUGUUUACAUGCAUAUUUUGCACUGGUGGUAGGACCUCUUGUGAGUCCGCGCGGGUAGGUACCACCACCCUGCCUAUUUCUGCACCGUGAAGCAGUAAUGCGCGUCGGUUCGAAGGGCGGGGCAGCCGUUGUAACUAAACUUGAGACCUUAGAACUUAUGUCUCAAGGUGGGUGGCAUUUACUUUGUGGAUGUCUAUGGGCUCAAGUAACCACUUAACACCAGGUGGGCUGUGAGCUCGUCCACCCAUUUAAGCUAUAAAAAAAAACUACCCUCAAAAUUCGACUGACAAGUGAGGGGAAGGUUUGCGGGAGAGUCCCGGUGACUCAGGACACUCUGUCCUCAGGACUGAUAGUAUUCGUGACCCGUCGUAAGAAUACUCAUUUGGCUCAUGAUAAAAAAAAUCUGAUAAAUAACUCAUGGAUACCUUGAAAAUGCUUCGCGUGUCUGUAAGUGCUCUAAUAUACCAGAAUGGGUAGCAUUGAUGUAUGUCGAGAUCGCGGCGUUGACGUUGUGGUCAGUGGACCACUAGGACAUCCGGCUACAAUUAGUUUGAUAAAGUAAUGGCAUUGAAACUCCCGAAAAUCGCGAGCUUACGGAAUAUCAAACGUUGUAAGUGAACCCGCAAUGGAAGACGAAGGUAGCUGAUAUUUUGUUACAUUGCGCGCCCCUAUGACGGCUUCACUAAGAACCAAUGUUCGCUCAUCGGCCGAAUUACAUUGAUUUAAAGAUUUUGUAGCUUUAGAUACAUCACAAAUACCUUACAGAUUUGGCUUUUAAUGCGCUUUUAUUAGCUUCAGACGUAUGUAUGUUUGUAACGGAAUCUUUGAACAUGAUUUUGACCCCCUUCAAAACGUCGGAUUAACUCGAAAUUUGGUAUACUUAUUAAGGACCGAUGACGAUUCAAUAUUUAAAAGAAAAAUAAUUGAAAAAUUUGAAAUUCAACUAAACUAAAAAAAAAAGCGCUUUUAUAGAAAAUCAAAUAUAUCAGGAUAUUAUCAAAAUAACCCUUCUACUCAUAUCUGUUCAUAAAAUAUUUAUAACUACUGUUAACAUGCACCCCACGCUUUUUUUAUAAUAAAAUCAUUUUUUCUUACACUAUUUUUAAUUCAAAUUAAAAUUUAUUUUCUAUUUUUUAGUUGGAUUUUCUAUAAAAGCGUAUUUUUUAAAAAAAAUUUUAAACUAUUAUUUAUUAAAUGAGAAUUUCUGCAUACAGGGUGUGUAAAAGUACAAUCAUCGUUCUGAUUCAAUAGCACACUCUUAGAUGUAUAUUCGUCUCUUUCUUACACUAAACCGCCUUAUGAACCACGUCAUCAGCGCGACAGAGAAGUCUUAUGUUUCUGUCGGCCACAAGGGACAUACGAGGCCUAUAAGACCCCGUACAGUGUGGUUUUGUAAAAUUUUGCAAUUUAAAUUAUAUGCGCGCAAAUUGUCAAGUUAAUCAGACGUUUUGGAGUCUGUGGAAAUGACGUUAGAAGAUUCCGUCACAUAGAUAUAUAGAUAGCUAAUAAGGAUGUGUCUUUGUUUACUGAGGGUAGUUUCAACGCAGCCCUGCUCUGCCAAGGACCUCUUGUGAGUCCGCGCGGGUGGGUACCACCACCCUGCCUAUUUUUGCCGUGAAGCAGUAACGCGUUUUGAAGGGCGGGGCAGCCGUUGUAACUAUGAGACCUUAGAACUUAUAUCUCAAGGUGGGUGGCGCAUUUACGUUGUAGAUGUCUAUGGGCUUCAGUAACCACUUAAUACCAGGUGGGCUGUGAGCUCGUCCACCCAUAAGCGAAGGCUUGAGCCUACCAGACCGUGCGAAGCUAAAAUAGCCCUUCAAGCUACCAGCAAUUAGGUAGAGAAUUAAAAAAACUGUUGGCUCCAAUAUUUGGAGUCUCCCCCCAAUCCACCUCACCCACAAAACUCUCCAACCACGACUCGUACAGCAGCGUAAAUAUAUAACUCAUAUAAUUAACGUAAGCUUUAUAAUUAUUUUUAAUAAAGAAAUUGAAUUUUUUCA